AUGCUUCUGUAUGGACUCUGUCGAGUGGUAUCUUGGGCUUGCAAAAGUGUUGAAGAUGAAGCCGACAAUGAUCAUCACCAUCAUGGUGUUACCGGCAAUGACCAUACCAUUAUCACUAUCAAGGAACUGGCCGGUAUCAAACCCUCCGUUCUCCAAUCAAUACCCGUCGUAGAUUUCAACUCGGGGGACGUCAAAGACAGCCUCGAAUGCGUGGUUUGCCUCUCCAAGAUUGAAGACGGAGACAAAGCCAGGAUUUUGCCGACAUGUAAUCACUGGUUCCACGCCGAUUGCAUCGAGACGUGGCUUAAGUUGCACUCUUCUUGUCCCAUCUGUAGAAACAUAGUUGGUUCAGUCCAAGAUUCCGGCAUUCCCUGA
Eruca vesicaria subsp. sativa (arugula) is the source of this 375-nucleotide messenger RNA. The record is from the annotation of a GenBank genome assembly. Lineage: Eukaryota; Viridiplantae; Streptophyta; Magnoliopsida; Brassicales; Brassicaceae.